AUGUCUAGGAUAGGGCUGGAACUUGUUCGGGAAGACUCGGGCUGCGUGGAGGCAAGGAGAGAGUUGGGGCUGAGCGAGGGCAGCGGGAAACGCCGCCGACAGGUACUAGACAAGCAGCAGGAACAAGCCUGGGGGAAACCAGACGGCCCACUCCGAGGUGCGGCACGUUCCAGGAGGGCAGGAUGCCCUGCAGCCCAGGGAACCUUCGCGCACAACCAAGCUCGGUGUGCACGUGGGAGCGAAAACGCACGGAGACCGAGAGCGGGCAUCGUGGGCUGCUCCAGCUCUGCGAGCCCCCCGGGCAGCAGAAGCCGGGCCAGACAGGACACCAAGGUGCGGAGGGCGGGCCAGCGCAACCCGGCUCCUCCCUCGGCUGAGCCGGCCCGGGACUUCGACCCGCCUCUCCCGCACCCUCCCCGGCACCGCACAGCCCCGCAGCGAUGCCAGGGCGGCUUGCUGCAGAGUGAUAGUGAAUGGAAACUUUUCCCAUUUUUCCGUAUUCUUCGAUACAUUCCAGAGGAGUCCAAAGACAGAAUUAUCUCAGGUGAAGAUGUACUCAGAAUGUUACUGAAGGCUUCACAGCUCUAUUUUGAAAUGACUGUAGUAAACAAUCUCUUGACUGUGCUUCCAGAACCUGUUGAGUCAAAAUAUCAACACCUACUGGCUAUUCAGCAUCCAAGGGUGAAACUGCUUAGAAACAGACACCACCAACAAAGCAUCUUCAAAACAGAAGACAUGCUUUUUAAGACCUUGGGCUUCAUUCAGUGUUGCUUGAGCAGCUCCCUGAUUUCUGUAGGAAGAGGCGUUGCCACUAAAGGACUGAUACCAAAAGGGGCAGUCGUGUCUGUGUAUUCCGGUAACAUCUCAAAGUAUGAGCCAUUCUUUUCCCAGCCCAUUGGAAAUCCACUUAUUUUCAGAUGCUUGGAUGGCAUAUUCAUUGAUGGAAAUGACAAAGUAAUACCAAGAAUUAUAUUCAACUCACGUUUUCAGCUCUUCUAUCUUGUGCUGCGAGAGACCGACUUAGGCUUUAAGAAUGAGUGCCAUUCCAGAGUUAACAUUCUGAAAUUCACAAUCCACUCACUAGAGGACAGUGUGUCAACGAUUGUUCAGACAACAACGCCACUGAUGUGUUAUUAGGAAUUUGAUGUGUCUGCAGUUUGCCCUGUGAAACAAGCAAAUCUCCCAAACACUGCCUACAGCUGUGACAAAGUCAGUCAUCCAUUUCGAUGUGGUGUUCUUGUUGCACUUAGGGACCUCAAGCAAGGACAGGAGCUUUGGUCAAACUACGACAUGGUUAUCAGCUAAUUUGGUGAAUUAAAAAUGAGGUUUU
Messenger RNA from Peromyscus leucopus (white-footed mouse), 1330 nucleotides. RefSeq names its product SET domain containing 9 (gene Setd9). Gene Ontology annotation, molecular function: protein binding. The record is from RefSeq and is a predicted model, not a curated record. NCBI's taxonomy places the organism in Eukaryota, Metazoa, Chordata, Mammalia, Rodentia, Cricetidae.